CGUCCCUCCCCUCCUCAAAUCUGCAUGAAUCGAGCUCAAGCUCUCCUCCGUCUCCGCAUCGUGAUCCCGUUACUCCUGUCAGCAAGCCCGGAUUUAGAAUCACGACGUCUCAGGUCGCAGAGCCCGAAUCUGUUUGUCAUCAGGGGAUUUCAGCUGGCUACAUCGUCCCUCCGUUUGCAGGAAACAAAAUGAGUGGUCGAGACAGAAUCGCGAUUUUCCCGUCCCGUAUGGCGCUGACGACCAUGAAAGCUCGACUGAAGGGAGCUCAGAAGGGACACUCGCUCUUGAAGAAGAAGGCGGAUGCGUUGCAGAUGAGGUUCCGUUCCAUCCUCAAGAAAAUUGUUGACACCAAGGAGUUGAUGGGUGAAGUGAUGAAAGAUGCGGCUUUCUCGCUCACCGAAGCCAAGUUCGUCACGGGAGAGUUCAAGCAGGAAGUCCUGCAGAAGGUCACAAAAGCUCAAUGCAAAGUCCGGGACCGGAAGGACAAUGUUGCUGGAGUAAACAUCCCCAUCUUCGAGCUGUAUCAGGACGGCAAGGACGCUAAUGAACACAUUGGCCUUGGUCGAGGUGGUCAGAAACUGACUUCGAUGAAACAAUAUUACUCGAAGGCCAUCGAGCUCUUGGUGAACCUUGCGUCGUUGCAGACCUCCUUCAUCGUUCUCGAUGAAGCGAUCAAAAUCACUAAUCGUCGAGUCAAUGCGAUUGAGCACGUCAUCAUUCCGAAACUCGAGCGAACGAUCGCCUACAUAAACUCGGAGCUCGACGAGAGAGAGCGAGAGGAAUUCUUCCGUCUCAAAAAAAUUCAGGAAAAGAAGAAACAGGCGAGAGAGAGGCACGAGGCUAACAUCGCAGACCUUAAGGCGAAAGGAGUCAUAUCGGACAACGUUCCUAAUAUGUUGGAGGACGAGCACGACCAGGAUCUCCUGUUCUGAGUAGUUGCUUCUAGCUACCGGUUUUAGAUUCCACCUAUUGACGCUGCAAGUCUGUACGGCGAAGUUGGUCACGAGUUCUGGCGCAGGUGCAAUGAAUGUGUCUGGAGUAUCGGAUCCGAUAGAUGUGAUCGCCGGUUUGUUUUGGUUGCUCGCCCGGGCUCCGAUUGUUCGAAAGUGGAUUCGAUGUUCCCCUCGCACAUCGCGCACGUCAGGGAUUCGGUCGACCCUAGCAAGUUGAAUUUGGGCAUGAAUGUGUUAGAGUAUUCUGCUGCGAUUCCGGACAACUCAAAAUAUAUCCUUCGGAUGCCGAGUCUGUUGAGUUGACCCCAGAUACCAUAAUGUGAUGUGACUCAUUAUAUGUUACGAUGAAUAAAAUCUCCAUUCAGCGCA
Molecule: messenger RNA, 1322 nt
Organism: Galendromus occidentalis (western predatory mite)
Lineage: Eukaryota; Metazoa; Arthropoda; Arachnida; Mesostigmata; Phytoseiidae
Gene: Vha36-1
Product: V-type proton ATPase subunit Vha36-1
Exons: 5
Coding region: 189-932 (247 amino acids)
Molecular function (GO): proton-transporting ATPase activity, rotational mechanism
Source: RefSeq, a predicted model, not a curated record